CUCGGAUGGAUCCAUCGGGCCCUCUGGACUUCGGAAGUGUGCUCCUAGCGGAAAGGGGAGAAGUGCCUGUACCAGGAUCCAAGCGCAGGAGGCUCCAAGGCGCAUGCGAGGAGUGUAGGAGACGCAAAGUUCGAUGCAAUAGAAUGACUAUGCCCGGGCAUGUUUGUUCGAACUGCAUCUCGUUCAACAUUUUGUGCGCAGAUCCUUCGUCUGAUAAUUCCUCGAAGAAUAAGAACUCUAAUCUACCCUCCAUGUCACCACAGUCUCCACCAAGUUCCACCCCGACCAAAGCCUCUCCUUUCCCCAAGACGGCGGCAGAUCACGUCGACGCCAUCCUCACCCAAUCUACCGCUUACAUUCCCACUGACCAACUGCGCGCGAUUCUUCUCGACGUGGCACGAUACUGUCGUCAAGUGGAGGAUAAACUCACCGUGUGCGAGAAAGAACGGAGCGCAGUUCUGACGCAGCCCGCCGAUUCCCAGACCGCGUCCAGCCCUGCAUCGGACACCAAGCCGAGCCGAGCGCCGUCGCCAGAUCGGGUCAUGCUUCUGACGGACUCGUUCCUGGGCAUGUCGCUAUUCAAUCCGACGCGGACACGCUACUUCGGGCGGUCGAGUGUCACGUUCCUCGUGUCGAGGGCGGUGCAGAUGAGGAUGGCGCAUGAGAGCGGGGGCUCGAAAUCAGAGAUGCGUCCGGUGCGGAGGCCGCAGUUCGUGCACAGUCCCUGGGAGAGCACGUACCCAGAACCGCCUCCGGUGUAUUCAUUUCCUCCUGCCGACCUUCUGCAUGACCUCGUCACGAUCUUUUUCGAGAAACUCAACAUCGUGUUCUUCUUGUUGCACCGAGCGUCUUUCGAGCGCUCAGUCGCAUCGGGAAUGCACCUUCUCGACCACUCAUUCGGAGGGCUGCUUCUAGCUGUCCUUGCCCUGGCUUCCAAAUUCUCCGAUGACCCGCGUGUCAUCUACCCAGGGACGAACACGAGACUGAGCUCCGGGUGGCAGUGGUUCCAGCAGAUUCGGUACGGGGACAAUAAAGAUUUCUACUACGGAAUGGGGCUGCACGACGUGCAACGUACUCUGCUUACUAUUGCUUACCUCCAAGGCUCCAACUCCCCCUCGCCUUGCUGGAUCCUGACCGGUGUCGUCGUCCGGAGCCUGCAAGACAUCGGAAUCCAUAUGCUGCGCGUGCCGCUGGCCGAGAUGUCAACCGAAGUCGAGCUGUGGAAGCGCGCUUACUGGAUGGCCAUCGCCAGCGACACCCUCAGCAGUGCCUUCCUAGGUCGUCCCAGAGCGACGAGGGACGAAGAUUACGAGCUGGACUAUCCGGUGGACUGCGACGACGAGUAUUGGGAGCAUGCGGACCCCACACAGCGGUUCCGCCAACCCGAAGGGAAGCCGCGCCAAUGGGCCUUUGCUCUUCUCUAUGUCAAAUUAAUGGAGAUCUUGGGCAAAGCCCAGAAAACCAUUUACAGCACCCAGGGAACACAGAAUGGCCAAGAGUGGACACAGGGAAUGGUCGUUGAGCUCGACUCAGCUCUGAACAACUGGAUGGACUCUAUCCCGGAAUAUCUCCGCUGGAACCCUCAGCUGGAACAGGAGCCUUUUGCCAGCCAGUCGGCUUGUCUCAUGGCCGGGUACUACCACGUUCAAAUCCAAAUCCACCGCAGUUUUAUCCCGUCGCCGACGCAAGAUAACUACCUCUCUACUUCCUUCCCUUCGCUCGCCAUCUGCGCAAACUCCGCUCGCUCAUGCAGUCACGUGAUAGAUGUUCAAACCAAACGAAAGCUGAUACACCAUCCGCAAGUGAUGGCUGCGAUCGUCGAUUCUGCGAUUAUUCUGCUGAUCAAUGUAUGGGGCUCGCGGCAGUCGGGGGGAAAACAUCCUCUGAGUGCAGCACGGGUGGCCAAGGAUGUGCAGAAAUGCAUCAACGCUUUGAGAGUAUACGAGGAAAGAUGGCAGUAUGCCGGACGAUACUGUGACUACAUAUUCACGAUCGGGAACCAGUUUCUCAGUGGUCCCUCGAACGAAGAUGUUGAAACGAAAGAUCUCAAGCGCCCGCGAGAAGACGAAGACGAUGGGACGCAGCGGUUUGGGGCUCCUCCUCAGGACACAGCCACAACCGAGUACGAACAUGGCACACUUCCCAUGUCGACUGAAGAGCUAGGCACGCUGCCCAUCUACCAGUCCUUCGAUUGGGCGAGUCCGGUCAUCCAAGAUUCAGGGUUUGAGUUUGCCGGCAAGCUCGGAAGCUCCCAGUUUCUUGCCAUACCAGGCAGAGAGUGCAGAAGAUUGGUCCACGCGCGAUUGGUCUCAGUACAUAGACAUCGAGCUGUGGUUGCAGCAGAGUCUGUCUGAUGCGCAGUAGGAUCUGCGUCCGGCUCUAUGCUUGUUUGCAUAUGCUGCAUGGUCUGUUGUUAUUUCUGUUACAUUAUCAGAAUCGUUGUAAUCAUAAAAACGGAGUUCGAAGCUGAGCCUCUGUCAGACGGCUCAGCUCCAUUGCUACGCGUCAUACACUCGGUGGGUGGAGGCACCUGGCCGACUUCGGACGCGAUCUCUGGU
Molecule: messenger RNA, 2558 nt
Organism: Mycena citricolor
Lineage: Eukaryota; Fungi; Basidiomycota; Agaricomycetes; Agaricales; Mycenaceae
Source: the annotation of a GenBank genome assembly